ACAAAUAAUACACAGGAUCUCUUGAUAAGGAUUUCAGUCAUCUGAACUCUAUGACCUAUUGAAUGACUUUUGCAUUGCUAUUUAUCUCCAGUUUAAUAAAAAAUGCUGUAAUGGCAUAUUAUCCCGCCUGAGAAACACGCCAAAGCUGGGUGUGAUUUUCAGGUUGCUCAAAGCACAAAUCAAAAAGGCAAUGUGAACAUGAAAUAUGGGCUUGUAACAAAUAGGGCCGCCAUCUUUUCCUUGUUCCUUUUUUAUCAUGUGGGAUCGCAGCGAUCGUGUUUUACCUACCAUUGCUGUCACUGCAGCAGGAAUCGCAAUCGGCGCUUAUUUAUAUUCUCGGCAGAAAGCUAAAGACGAUGGCUUCAAAAAAAUACCCACGCCACCAGGGCAGUUGCCUUAUGUUGGUCAUUUGCUGUCGUUGGGUGACAUGCCACCCUAUCGAAUCACAGAGUGGCAGCAGGAGCUAGGGCCCAUGAUUCAGUUGAAUAUGGGUGUUCAAACCUGGAUUAUGAUCAGUGACCCGAUUAUUGCCCACGAGAUUUUCGUCACAAGAGGCAGUAUAACUUCCGGGCGCACCACCGGCAAUUUUGGAUACGAUAUCUAUGGCCUUGGCGGCCGAGGCGUGGUUUUCGCGGACUACAGUCGCAAAUGGAAAAAUGCACGAACUACAGUACUUUCAAUUCUCGGUCCUUCCAUGGUCGAUGAAUACAACCAUUUGCUGUUAAACGAUGCUGAUCGAUUGGUGAUGUCGUUCCUGAAAGCCACAGAACAGAAAGGCAGCGUCUCUCCUGGCGAAUUGUUCCAUUUGGCUUCUAUGAACGCUAUUCUGAAGCUCGUUCUCGCAAAACAUGUCGAGUCCACGGAAGAUAUUCUCUUCAAGCAAAUUUAUAACCUUGUGGAUGAAGGAAUGAAAUACGCUGGCGCUUUUGGAUACAUCGGUGGAUUCUUACCAGCGUUAUCAUGGAUUGAUGUAUUGACACAAAAAGGCAGACAAAUGCGCCAUUUCGUAAAAGAGAAGCGCGAUAAGAUAUACAAGGCAUUGAUCAAGGACGCCAUAGAAGGUGACAUUCCCUGCCUCGCCAAACAGUUUUACGCAUUGAAAGAACAACAGGAACUCGAUGACGACGACAUCCUUGUCACUAUCAGUGAUCUGGUAGCAGCUGGUACAGACACCAUUGCUGUCACAUUGACGUGGGCGAUUGCUAUUUUGGUGCAUCAUCCCGAGGUUCAGCAAAAUAUUUGCCAAGAAUUGGAUGGUUUUAUCAAAGCCCACAGUCGAUUACCUAAAUUCACAGAACGCGAUGCCCUGCCGUACUUUAUUGCGGUCCAAAAAGAAUGCAUGCGCUAUCGACCCUCUGUGCCUUUUAGCGUUCCUCAUCGUGCCACAGAAGACUUCGAAUACCGAGGUUAUCUGAUCCGCAAAGAUGCGAUUUUGAUAUCUACGAUGCAUGGUAUGCAUCUUAAUCCGGAUAUCUACCCUCAACCGGAAAUGUUUAUUCCCGAACGGUUCUUGUCGAAUACCAAGACUAUGAUGGCUUCCGCUAAUGGAACUAUUUAUCAACGUGACCAUUAUAAUUUCGGAUGGGGAAGGCGUAUAUGUCCUGGUAUUUAUUUGGCCGAGACGGAAUGCUUCAGCGUUCUCGUUCGAAUCUUUGCUCAAUGCACAAUUGCCCCACAUAUCAGUACUGAUGGACCAGUGUACCCUGAUCUAAACGGGGCAAAGGACGGUGGUGCCGUUUUCUUGCCACCAUCUUACCGUGUCCGAUUUAUAAAAAGAAACAAGGACGGACAACUAUCAGCAUAAUCUGUCGGUUGCAUGUCUGACAAAUAUCCUCUUUUGAAAACCUAGGAAAAUUAUGUAUUUAACGAGUUUCAAAUAAAGUAGUGCAACCCAAUAAUUGCUUUCAUUACAUAAGGUUAGUUUCUAUCACCUAUACAUUAGUGAAUUGUUUUCUCGUCCCAGUCUUUUUCGCCGUUUUCACGAUGACUUGGUAAAUCUAACAUACAAGCCUUCCGAUUAUUAAUGCUUCCAAUACCUGAUGAUGAAGCUAGUGAACAUGUGGGACAUGAAUGAUGCUACAAGUGACUUUAUGUUUUUUAUCCUGUUGUGAAACUAUCUUAUAAUGCUGC
Radiomyces spectabilis is the source of this 2130-nucleotide messenger RNA. Its product is annotated as cytochrome P450. Lineage: Eukaryota; Fungi; Mucoromycota; Mucoromycetes; Mucorales; Radiomycetaceae. The transcript is spliced from 9 exons. The record is from RefSeq and is a predicted model, not a curated record. Gene Ontology annotation, molecular function: oxidoreductase activity, acting on paired donors, with incorporation or reduction of molecular oxygen; heme binding; iron ion binding. The coding region runs from base 257 to 1804 and encodes 515 amino acids.